Messenger RNA from Gordionus sp. m RMFG-2023, 1577 nucleotides. Its product is annotated as FAD-dependent oxidoreductase domain-containing protein 1-like. Gene Ontology annotation, molecular function: oxidoreductase activity. The coding region runs from base 99 to 1532 and encodes 477 amino acids. Gene Ontology annotation, biological process: mitochondrial respiratory chain complex I assembly. Gene Ontology annotation, cellular component: cytoplasm. The transcript has a single exon. The record is from RefSeq and is a predicted model, not a curated record. NCBI's taxonomy places the organism in Eukaryota, Metazoa, Nematomorpha, Gordioida, Chordodea, Parachordodidae.
GUUCCUUAUACAGGAACUCAUUUAAGAAAAAAUUAUAUUGCAUCACAAAUUUAUUGUUUAAAAAAAAUUAUAGUGAAUAUCCACCUGAUGAUGAACCAAUGGUUAAGAUUAAACGUGCUUUAAAAUAUGAAGCUGAUGGUUUUAAAUCUUUAAUUAAAUCAAUACAUAAUAUUAUUACUGCUCAAAAUAAUAAAAUAAUUUCACACGAUACAGUUCUUCCUCAUAUUUAUAAAAAUGAUUAUGAAUUCCCAUUUGAGACAGAUAUACUCAUUAUUGGAAGUGGAGUCAUGGGUUUGUCAGCAUCAUAUUGGCUUAAAUACUUUGCAAGACAGGAUAUUAGUGUAGUCAUUGUAGAAAAAGAUAUAGAUUAUAGCUCUUCAACCUCUUUAUUAUCAAUGGGUGGUAUACGGCAACAAUAUUCAUUGGAAGAAAAUAUUAAAAUGUCACUUUUUGGAGCUCAUUUUAUCAGGAAUUAUGCAUCUUAUUUUAGGUUACCAUUAUCAAACAUUGAACCUCCAAAAAUCAGUUAUAAUCCUCAAGGAUACUUGAUGCUAGCUUCUAGUGAAGGAGUAGACCAACUUCAUUCAAAUUAUUUGAUGCAACGAGAAUAUGGAUGUCAUACCAAACUUUUAUCCCCAGCUAAUCUUAAGCUCAAAUUUCCAUGGCUAAAUAUUGAAGGGAUAGAGCUUGCUUCUUAUGGGCUAUAUAAUGAAGGCUGGUUUGAUGCAUGGGAAUUAAUGAUGAAUUUUAAAACAUAUGGUGUUUUUCAUGGUGUUAAACAUAUUCAUGGCCAGUUACUUGGAUUUGAAAGCAAAACAUUAGGUACUUACUAUGAUCCUAUAACUCAUCAACUCCUUGAAUUUAAGAGGCCUAAUAAAGCUAUAUUAAAUGUUAAAUGGGGAGAUGGAACCAUCCAACGUAAGAAAAUUCUAUUUUCUAAAUUGAUAAAUGCUUCUGGCAUUAAUGCGGCUGAUGUUGCUCAAAUGUUAGACAUUGGGUCCGGUGAGAUUGGAAGAGAAAUCCCACUUCCUGUUGAACCCAGGCAACGUUAUGUAUAUGUUAUUAAUUGUCCUGAAGGGCCUAUACUUGAUUGCCCAUUUUUAAUAGAUAAAUCUGGUUUAGCACUUAGAAGACACGAUUUACAUGGGAAUUAUUUAGUCUUGCUUUCACCACAAUCAGAAGAAUUUUCAGAGAUAACAAAUGAUGCUGGAACUUAUUUCGAAACUAACAUUAGACCAAUAUUAACACAAAGAAUACCUUGUUUUAAAAAUCUUAAAGUAGUCAAAUACUGGUGUGGCUUUUAUGAUUAUAAUUUUGUCGAUCAAAAUGCCAUAAUAGGUCCUCACCCAUAUCAUACAAAUGUUUAUAUGAUCAAUGGAUUUAGUGGACAUGGUUUACAACAUAGUCCAGCUGCUGGAAGAGCUAUUGCUGAGCAUAUAUUUCAUGAUGAUUAUGUUACUCUCGAUUUAAAUUGUUUUAAGUUCGAGCGGUUUUCACAGAAAGAAUUAGUAUUCGAUAAACAUAUUAUUUAGAAUACUUUUUAAACUAAUAUAUAUAUAUAUAUAUAAUUGUAUAAA